AUGAGACAGGGGCGUGGCCAAAUUACAUAUACAGCGCCUCCAUUGCAGCAGCCGGCCAUUCAAACUCAACAGAAUAUAGUGUCCAUACAGCCUAUUGGUCAUUCUGGUGCGCCAAGACUAGACUUUUCUGGACAGCUUUUGCAGACUCUUCAACAAGAGAAGCACAUAUUCAGCGACGAAGAGCUUGCAUUGCCGUCUCUUCAUUCAGCUCUGCCAUGUAUUUCAGCAAAAGUUAGUACUACUGCCCGAUGGCCUCCAGUACGGCCUAGCUUAGGAAAUGUGUGGAAUACGGCGUCUACAAAACAUAUUUCAACGAUCCCAACCACAACUGACUUCCCAAAACCGUGCUCUUCAUGGCUAGAGUCACUCAAUACGAUCUAUCUGCAAGACGAGGACACGCUUUUUCUUAUAUGGAUCGUUAUGCCGGGAACACAGGCCCAGGAGCUGGCUGGCGCCGCCCUUGAGAAGCUUGGAUGGCGCUACGAUAUCGACUCAUCGGUUUGGUAUCUCUGUGACACACAAAAUAAGGUGCUUUACUACGAUACAGUAACCAUGAGCCGGAAGGACUCCCUCAGUGCGCCAUCUAACCUCUCAAAAUGCUCGUUCUACAUAGAUGGGCAUAUCUAA
Molecule: messenger RNA, 627 nt
Organism: Giardia duodenalis
Lineage: Eukaryota; Fornicata; Diplomonadida; Hexamitidae
Product: NOT2 / NOT3 / NOT5 family protein
Exons: 1
Coding region: 1-627 (208 amino acids)
Biological process (GO): regulation of DNA-templated transcription
Source: RefSeq, a predicted model, not a curated record